Messenger RNA from Coregonus sp. 'balchen', 3089 nucleotides. NCBI's taxonomy places the organism in Eukaryota, Metazoa, Chordata, Actinopteri, Salmoniformes, Salmonidae. The record is from the annotation of a GenBank genome assembly.
AUGAAAACCGCCACAAAUAUCUACAUCUUCAACCUGGCCUUAGCUGAUGCACUAGCCACCAGUACACUGCCCUUCCAGAGUGUCAACUUCCUGAUGGGGACCUGGCCGUUUGGAGACGUUCUGUGCAAGAUAGUGAUAUCCAUCGACUACUACAACAUGUUCACCAGUAUCUUCACCUUGACCACCAUGAGUAUUGACCGUUACAUUGCAGUGUGCCACCCCGUCAAGGCCUUAGACUUCCGCACGCCCCGUAACGCCAAGAUUGUCAACGUGUGCAACUGGAUCCUGUCCUCUGCCAUCGGUCUGCCUGUCAUGUUCACUGCCUUAACUACUGUAACCGAUAAUGGCAAGUACGACAGUACGUUUCACCAUGCUGUUUUUCUUUGAUCCUCAAUUAUAGGCAGCCUAUCUGUAAUGUCAGUGAGUACGCCACAGUAGCGAGAGAGUAACAAUUAUGUUUGACAGUUCAUUUUAUUUCUGUGAAGCGAAUGGAAUUUGCCAAAUGAAGCACUUUGCUGUUCUACGCAUGGUCUGGGUCUGAGUCAUAGAGAGAAAUAGUGACAUGUUAGCUAUGAAGCAUUUUUUAUUAUCAUAUAAUAAGAACACUUUCAGAUCAUUUAUUUAGGUUAACAUAUGACAUAUAAACUUUUACGUAAUGGUGGAUUUAACACAGCAAAUCAGAGGCUAUAUUAAAUAAAGUUUUGCAAGCGUUCAUCCCUAAUUGGCCUUAAUGUAGGCUUCCAACUCUAUUCAUCAAUAUAAUGCUUUAAAGCUGCAAUAUGUGUCAAGGGGUGCUGAAGGUGGGUGUGGUGUAUGAAUCAAGCGCAGGACGCAGGAGCUCAGACCAAAAGACUUUAGUGCAAUAUUCACGUAGAAAAUAAGCACAAUAAGCCCGAAGGCGAAAUAACGGCGCACACAGGCGUCAAACAAACGGCGCACUAACAUGUGCGAAAAACCUCUCCAAAACACUGGAGGGAAGUACGUAGCUCCAACACGAAACAGAAGAGCAAUCACACACAAAGACAAACACACACAACGAGAACUAAAUAGGACACUAACGAGGACUAACAAGACACAGGUGUACAACAUCAAGACAAAACCAAACGAACAUGAAACAUAGAUCGGUGGCAGCUAGUACUCCGGGGACGACGACCGCCGAAGCCUGCCCGAACCAGGAGGAGGAGCAGCCUCGGCCGAAACCGUGACAAUAUGUCCCAACCAAAUUCACAUAGUGAAUGUGAGUUAUAGAUCUGUCAUUCUCAUUGAAAGGAAGUCUAAGAAGCGGUAGAUCUGUUCUAUGUGUGCUAUUUCUAUGCUUCCCGGUCUUAAGUUUAGUUUUUGCGUCUUUUACUUUUGAUUUAUACACCAGUUUCAAACAGCUGAAAAUACAAUAUUUUGGGUUAUGGGAAAGUAUAUUUCACAGCGGUUUAGAUGGUACAAUGAUUCUCUACACCAGGGGUACUCAGGUACUAUUUGAGUAGGUCCGUUCACAUACAUUUCCGAGGUGGCAAAGGUCCGGAUGGAUAAUGUAAUUUAUCGGCGUAGUAACAAACCCCCACCCAUGCAACCCAUGUGACCCCAAACUGUUCACACCACUCUUGUUGGCGGAGAGAAAAUGUUGCAGUUUUAAAGCAAAUUUCCCACAAUUCUACACAUUAUGCAUGGAAAGAGAUUUUUUUUUGCUGUUUUAAAGCUAAUUUCCUGCAAUUAUAUGCAUUCUUCCAUGUCUUAUGUGUGUUUAUAUGAUACCAGGGGUCAAAGCCCAAAACAUGUCCGUAUUGACCCCGUUCUGGGUCCAGAUCCGGUCCGCCAGUUGAGUAUGGAGGCUCUAUACUAUACCUGCUUGUUUUGUCACAUAAACUGAAAUUAGGCGAACUAUUAGAAUGUUAGCAACCAGGAAAUGGCUGAGCGAUUUCUACAUAGUGCAUCUUUAAAGAUGACUAAUAUGACCAUAGACUAGCAGCUUCCACCAUGUAGUCUUUAAAGAUGACUAAUAUGACCAUAGACUAGCAGCUUCCACCAUGUAGUCUUUAAAGAUGACUAAUAUGACCAUAGACUAGCAGCUUCCACCAUGUAGUCUUUAAAGAUGACUAAUAUGACCAUAGACUAGCAGCUUCCACCAUGUAGUCUUUAAAGAUGACUAAUAUGACCAUAGACUAGCAGCUUCCACCAUGUAGUCUGAAACUGAAUCAUUUCAGUAGUAAUAGUGGGAUAGAAACUUGUCAGCAAAAUUAGAGAUGCAUGACUCCUGAAUUAGGUUUUCAAAAUGCCUGUAAAAACCGUCUUAGCUCUUGUUAUUGGUUAGAGGAGAAUAGGUUUGCAGUCUCAUGAAGGAACUCUAUCUGAUGUCAGCUUGGGGAAUACAAGCAGUCAGCACAAGCUUGUUUAACAAAUGAGAACAUAGCUGACUUUUAUGGCUAACAUUAUGAGCAAUGCUUCGGGGCCUAUGUAGCUUUAUCUACCUGUGAAAAAGACUGCUGUGAAGCUAUUGGUUUUCUCAUGUGCUACGGUCCUUCAACUGUGUCUUGUACUCAAUCUCCACAUGUUCAGGAAUCAUCGACUGCACUUUGAUCUUCCCCCACCCAUCCUGGUACUGGGAGAAUCUUCUGAAGAUCUGUGUCUUCAUCUUUGCCUUCAUCAUCCCCGUCCUCAUCAUCACCGUGUGCUACGGGCUAAUGAUCUUGCGCCUGAAGAGCGUGCGCAUGUUGUCCGGCUCCAAGGAGAGGGACCGCAACCUGCGCCGCAUCACCCGCAUGGUCCUGGUGGUGGUGGCCAUCUUCAUCAUCUGCUGGACGCCCAUCCACAUCUAUGUCAUCAUCAAAGCCCUGAUCAACAUCCCCAACUCCCUGCUGCAAUCUGUCACCUGGCACUUCUGCAUCGCGCUGGGCUACACCAACAGCUGCCUGAACCCCGUCCUCUAUGCCUUCCUGGACGAGAACUUCAAGCGCUGCUUCCGCGAGUUCUGCAUCCCCCUGAGUCCCUCGGCGCUGGAGCUGCAGAAUUCUUCUCGUACCCGCCACCACCAGCAGCACCAGCGCCAGCAGCACUCCAGUGCCAAUAUGGUGGAGAGGUCCAAUCAACAGGUAUGA